UUACUGAAUAAUGUUUAGAAACAAGUAGAACGUCGAGGGUGUCGGACGUGCACCACAUUGUUACAAAGUUUUGAAGUUCGCGCAGUGAGUUUAGUGUUACAGAAGAGUUCAGUGCAAACACAUGGUUCGCCAUUCCGGCCACGGCAUGGAGACUACUUUUUAUGAAGACCAGUAUCCCCUCAGCGGACCGGUGGAGAGUCUGAAGCGGUCCCUUACCCUGGAUUUGGAUUUUAAUCGUGGUGGGAAGCGGUCAAGGAUAGCCGCUCCCGUGCUUUCAUCGCCCGAUCUCCAGCUGCUGAAACUGGGUUCACCGGAGCUUGAGAAAAUGAUAAUUCAAAACGGAAUGAUCACAACACCUACCCCAAAUGCGGCGCUUUUUCCAACAUUAGCACCUACGGAAGAACAAGAAAUGUAUGCGAGACCUUUCGUUGAGGCUUUAGAUAAGCUGCAUCAUAAUGACCCUCAGCUGGCGACGCCGCUUGGUCGGCGAGUGUACGCCGACCUGGACCGACCGCUCGAGCGAUACCCCACGCCCGUAGUCAAAGACGAGCCGCAGACUGUGCCGAGCGCGGCUAGCUCGCCGCCGCUCUCGCCCAUCGACAUGGACACACAAGAGCGCAUCAAGCUGGAACGAAAGAGGCAGAGGAAUCGAGUAGCCGCCUCUAAAUGCCGGCGGCGAAAGCUGGAACGCAUCUCCAAGCUGGAAGAGAAGGUCAAGAUCCUGAAGGGUGAAAACGCAGAACUGGCGCAGAUGGUCGUGAAACUAAAAGACCACGUGCAUAGAUUGAAGCAGCAGGUGCUGGAGCAUGCGAAAGGUGGCUGCCUCAUCGAGUCGCACUACUGAUCGCGCCGCCGCCGCCGCUCCACCACAUUCCAUGCUAGUCGCGCCCGCUAGGACGCAGCAUACAAAGCGAUUUGUGAUCUUAAUUUUACUGUGUAAUAUAUAGUUAGUAAACACUAGUGUGUAAGGUGUUGAAGUCGCUACGUUAAGAAUGCUGUGGACUUAUCGUUAAGUUUGAUAGAAUGGUUUGCCAGUGAAACGCUGUGGCAGAACCUCCGCUCGGUCGCACUGUUCCGGGACGCUUGUUGUUUGUGAAACUACUUAGGGAGGAAUGUACUUAGCGCAAGUCAACUUCGUAAGCUUUAGCUUCCAUUGUAAGUUGCAAAACUAUUGUUUUCCUUUUAUCAGUAUUGCGUUGUCUCAUUUAGAAUAGUGUAGAAACUAGAAAGGAUAAUCGUGCAACGUCAUUGGUGUGCAAACUGAACGAGGUUGACGCGACGUUGCCAGUUCUACGGCGAAUUUCCCGUUCUAGCUAUGUUGCCGCACUUACAGUACCUAUACAUUGUUCAUUUUGUAAUUUAACUCAAGCAUUGCAUUUAGACUCUUUUUUACGACAAUUUCAUCGGGGUCAUGAUAACAUUGAACAGAGCACAGAUAUCUGUCAGAUUAACCAAACAAAGCAGCAGAAAUGAAAGAGACAGCGCUAUGUAAAACUGGCAACAACGCAUCGUACGAAGUCACGAGCGGAUGUUCUGCUAAUUAAAAUUCCGCCUGCGCCGCCCUCGCGGAAUGGCGGCCAUGUGUGUUCGCCUGUCGGACGUUCCCAAUAGCAUUUUGGUUGCACAAGGUUAACUUUUAUUAAUUGCGACAAUGGCGGUGUUUUUGUAAUGAGAUGGGACGUCUUUGUUAGCUAGAUUUAAGACAAUGUGCUUGUGAGAGAGCUUGAUCUUGAUCGUGUGCGAGACGAGUGUGCUAUGCUUGCGUGAAAGAGAAAGCGAGUGUAUUGCGCAAAGUAUUUUUUCCCGAUACAUUAUAAAAUGUUUUCUCAGAACUGACCCGGUGCUCUUUACUAUAGAGGACGCGACUUUUGUAUCACGAGGCCGUCCGAUUAAAUAUUAUUUGUGGACGAAUGGGAGGGCAUUUCGUAAUGAGCGACAGUAUGUGCAUGGCGAUGAGUGAAUGAGGUACGUAAGUAUUUAUUAGUGAGCGUGAUAAUGUUUACAUUUAGGAUGAAAUAGCAAUCUCGAGUGCCUACGCUUUGUAAACUAAAGCCUGUAUUUUUAUUGUUUUUGUUACCAUUAUAUGCUACAGUAAAAUGUUCUGUACCAUUGUCUUCUAUAGGUUACUAUAAGUAAUGUAAUACCAAUUAACAAGUUGAAAUUGUUAUAUGUGAGAGAGCCGACGGUGCGCGUCUUCUCGUCAUGGCUACCCGCAUGGUCGACUCUUCCCUGUUUGUAUUAUUUUUAUACAAAAUGAUUCGUCAGAAUGUUAACAAUAAUUUGUAAGUUUAUAAAAGAUAAAGAUAAAACAGUUAUACUAAAAUAAUAUAUUUCUAUGAAUUUAACAAAGAAUAUUGUUUUAUACUGGAUACAUAUUGUAUGAUAAAAUGAAUGAAGAGAAAAAUAAAUUAUGAAGAUUAUUAUACCCUUUA
Messenger RNA from Plodia interpunctella (Indianmeal moth), 2432 nucleotides. RefSeq names its product Jun-related antigen (gene Jra). Gene Ontology annotation, biological process: regulation of cell population proliferation; regulation of transcription by RNA polymerase II; regulation of cell cycle. The coding region runs from base 122 to 844 and encodes 240 amino acids. Gene Ontology annotation, cellular component: transcription regulator complex. Lineage: Eukaryota; Metazoa; Arthropoda; Insecta; Lepidoptera; Pyralidae. The transcript has a single exon. Gene Ontology annotation, molecular function: DNA-binding transcription factor activity, RNA polymerase II-specific; transcription factor binding; RNA polymerase II cis-regulatory region sequence-specific DNA binding. The record is from RefSeq and is a predicted model, not a curated record.